AUGGAGUGUAGAGGUGUUAAAAGGUCUUUUGUUUUCUCCUCAAGCAUUAUGGCAAAUAAUAAUAGAGGUCGUCGUUUGGUUGAAUUGUCACUUAAUACUGCCGAAGGUACUAAUUUAGAAGCUAGUAAAAAAAGUUAUUCACAAGAUAGAGAUAAAAGUAGCACAUCAGGUUUAAAGCGGAAAAGGGCGAGCUCUUUAUAUACGGCAGUAGAAGUGGAACCUAAGAAUAUUCGGCGAAAUUCUAUUGAAACACGAUGCCCAAUAUUGCCAUUCCCACAUUCUGUUCAAAGGUAG
Parnassius apollo (apollo) is the source of this 294-nucleotide messenger RNA. NCBI's taxonomy places the organism in Eukaryota, Metazoa, Arthropoda, Insecta, Lepidoptera, Papilionidae. The record is from the annotation of a GenBank genome assembly.